Morchella sextelata is the source of this 960-nucleotide messenger RNA. RefSeq lists its product as uncharacterized. Gene Ontology annotation, biological process: transmembrane transport. Gene Ontology annotation, molecular function: water channel activity. Bases 1 to 960 code for a protein of 319 amino acids. The record is from RefSeq and is a predicted model, not a curated record. Gene Ontology annotation, cellular component: plasma membrane. NCBI's taxonomy places the organism in Eukaryota, Fungi, Ascomycota, Pezizomycetes, Pezizales, Morchellaceae. The transcript is spliced from 11 exons.
AUGACAAAGCUCAAGAACCCCCUUCUGCCGCUCUAUGUGCUGUUUAGGCACAAUCCCAAUGACCAGAGAAUUUCGGGGGUUGGGUGGAUGGAUACUGAUGCGAAGAAUCACUUUGUUGCGUCUUUAGCCGAAUUUGUUGGAACUGUUUUGUUUUUGUUCUUCGCAUUCGGAGGAACCCAAGUUGCAAGCACAACUGAUGUCCAACAUGGAACAACAAGUACCAUCAUGACCGCCUCUGAUACUAGUAUCCUUUUGUAUAUUGCUCUUAGUUUUGGCUUCAGUUUGGCGGUUAAUGCCUGGAUAUUCUUUCGGGUCAGCGGAGGCUUGUUCAACCCUGCUGUCACGCUAGCAUUGGUCUUGGUGGGAACGAUGUCGUUGCGCAGGGGAAUCUAUAUAUGCAUAUCCCAAAUCGCUGGGGCUAUUGCUGCCUCAGCAAUCAUAAGCGCCUUACUCCCAGGACGCCUGUCAGUUGAGACUUCACUCACUGGUACGAGCGUUGUAAGAGGGUUGUUCAUUGAGAUGUUUUGUACCUGUCUGUUGGUUUUUACAAUAUUGAUGUUGGCUGUUGAGAAACACCGAGCAACAUUUAUUGCACCAAUCGGUAUCGGAUUGGCGCUUUUUAUCUCAGAGAUGGUUGCUGUAUUCUAUACCGGUGGCGCUAUCAACCCCGCCCGUGCCUUUGGACCCGCAGUUGUAGUGGGAAGUUUUCCCGGCUACCAUUGGAUCUACUGGGUCGGACCCGGUCUAGGUGCAAUGUUGGCUUCUUCCUUCUACAAGCUAAUCAAGAUCCUCGAAUACGAGUCCGCAAACCCAGAUCAAGACGCAAUGGAGCGGAAAAAAGACGAGCAUGAAGCUAAGACUGGCCACAGGCCUAGCAAUGCAAGUACGUUAUCACCAACUUUGAAUGCUGAAGGUACUGGUGGUGGAGCGGGGGGUGGGGAGGGUGCAGGGUUUGCUUAG